This is a messenger RNA of Cinara cedri, 12731 nucleotides long. The record is from the annotation of a GenBank genome assembly. Lineage: Eukaryota; Metazoa; Arthropoda; Insecta; Hemiptera; Aphididae.
CGAAAAAUCAAAAAAUGACCUUCCCAAUUUCGUUACAUUUAUCAACCAGACAACAUUUUGUUUCGGAAUAAAAUACUCCACUUGAAGAUUGGACGAAGAUUUCUGGAAGGUAGAAAAGUCGUUAAUAGUAAAUAAAUAAAAAAUAAUACACACUAUAGUAAAACUAAUGCAUUCCUCGCUGUAUUUAGAAUCUAAAAUUACGUAAGAUAAAAAACAAAAUUUAUCAAAUACUCAAGAUUCGCAGAAUCAAUUCCUUUAACAACACUGAUAUUUAUUAUAAUAUAAUAUGUGCCAUAAAUAUGAUAACUAAUACUAUGCUGAGAUAUUUUUUUUAUGAGGUUUCUUGUAUUCAAACGGACACUCCGUAAAAUCCAAAAAAACAUCCAGUGGAGUAAAAUUUUGCUUAGUGUGUGUCCAUUAAAAACAAUAGAUAACAUUUUUGAAUUAUUAGGUAGAUUUUUUGAAAAAAAUAUUUUAUUUUACAUAGGGAAUAGGUCGCACUGGUGCGGAACGAGUAACUGGGAGAGAUCCAAAAUUUAAAAGGUUUGAUCUGUUUGCUCGUGAUUUUUUUUAAAGGAGUGGGAUUGGACACGCAAUGAAUGUUAACUAAAAAAUGUUCUGGGAUCCUGGUACACCCAUGAAACUAUACGCGCGUUGCACACAUAAUACGUCAAAAUUAAUAUCUAGUGAAAUUGUUUGUAAAUAUUUUCUAAUUUUUAAUGAUAACCAACUGAACAAUACAAUUUUCAUAAAUUUAAAAUGAAAUUUUAAGUUGUCCUUUCGUUCGAUUUUAUACAUGUUAGAUUAGGUUAGGUUAGGUGCGAUCUUCCUACCAUUCAAGCCACGAGCCGCCACUGAAUUUUUCAGUUUGAUUAUAUUGAAACUGAAAACAGAUAAUAAGACAAUAUUCACUGGAACAUCUUAAUAUUAAAUCUGACCUCUAUUCAGAAUUGUAUAUUUAUACAAUGAUUUACCGCUGAUAAAAAUAUUUAAAACGAAUUUAUUCCUGAAUUCAAUCUUUCCAUGCACCGACUUUUUCAAUUUCAAUUACGUAUAUUUUAUUCAUGAAUGUGCGUUACCUACCUUAGAGUUCAUUUAUUAUGUAUAUUUAUAAAUAAUUUUAUUCGAAGAAAAAUAUUCAAAAGGCCAUACGUUUAAAUAAUGCAUUCUAUCUUUUUGUAAUUUUCCCCGAAAAUGGGGACUGUAGUGUACUGUAUUGUGUUUGUUAUACUCGUGUAUAUUUUUCCCUCACUUUUUUUGGACACUUUUUGUGGUUUCAUUCAGACCAAAUGAGUAGAGCUGAAUCUUUAUCACUUUUCUCCAAAAUCCGAUACUCCGAUAGAUAUUGCCGAUGUAAAACCGAUAACCGAUUCAAUAUUUUAUUUCCUUGGACCCGAUAUAAAAAAAAAAAAAAAAAACACUUACCUACACAUACAAAGUGUCAUAUAGUGUAUACAGAUGCUAAUAAAUCUGUUAAUUUUCAUUGUUUUUUUUCUCAAUUGGGUUUUUUGUCACGGGGACACGAAUGUAGAGAAAAAUUAAAUUUUUAUUUUCAUCUCUUAGUCACUAAAAAAAUGACUUUUUUCAUUUUUUAAAAUUUUCAAAAUAGCCAUUAAAAUAUGUUAUUUUCAAAAUUUGAACGUAUCAUACAUUCAUAUCCGAUCAAUAGUUUUGUAGUUAUAGCGGCUGUAAUGUAUUGAAAACAGGCGUGAAAACAAUUAAUACUCAAUAAUAUAUAAGGAAUUACCGCGCUGGUUGUGAUUCUUGAUCGCGUAACGUAUUAUUCUAUUGAAAAUUAAUUGUUUUCACACCAAUUUUCUAGAAAUUAAAACGGCUAUAACUAAGAAACUAUUAAUUGAAUUUGUACGUAUGGCACAUUAAAAGAAUAUCAUAUUAGAUUAAGUAAGUUAUUUUAUAAAUUAGUAAUUUUAAAAAGUGAACAAAUAAAGUUAUUUUCAUUCAGUGAUUAAGUGAUAAAAUAAUAUACAAAACACGAUUUAAAAAAAUGAAAAAAAAAAAAAAAAUGAAUAUCGACAGAUUUAUUACUUAUUAGCAUUUGAAUAGCUUUGUAGGACACAUGAUCGGUGUUAACCGAUAUAAAUUAUGUGAUAUAUCAAAAUAUCUUAGAUUUUUGCAAGGCUAUAAGCCAAUAUCGACCGAUAUUAAUAACGGUUAUCGGUUAUCGGUAUCAGUCCAGUCCUACAAAUCGGUUUAAACUCGGGAACUAGAGUUUUUUUGUGAUACAAUUUCAGUGAAAUUUUAAUAUGAAAAUUCACCAUGUCGUUGCACGGGAGGACGGUGUGUUUUAGCCUUGUAUUCUCCUAUAGAUAUGAAGUCAGGGGAAUGAACUUUUGUACAUACAUAGUGAAAGUAUGAGAUACGAGCCUUUUGGGAUUUAAACUUUCAACUCUCUUUCUAACUAUUUUUCAUGUUGAAAUUUUAUGUUUUCACAAGGAAUAUCGGGUUUUAAAUACCCCUGAAGACUCAUUAAAUUGAGUGAAUUAUUUUUAAACAUUCAUGUCACGUUCGCCUACACACCUUUAAUGUGUUAAAUGCUUGAAUAAUUAUUGCAGGUAAUAGCAGUAUUCUUAUUUUAUCGUCCAAAACAAUAAAAUAUCAGACAACGUUAACGAAAAUACUUUCAUUGACACGUAAUAUAAUCUAAUUCACAUUUACUAUGCAUAUUAAAUAUAACCUAAAAUAACUUAGGUAUGUACAUAAUUUAAAAUGCAAAUUUAUUGAGUUAAGUUAUCUUUUUUUACUGUUAAUUUCUCACUGUUCGUCUUUCUUAGAAUUAUUAUUUCAAAUACUAUUUAAUUACUAUUUUAGAUUUUUAGCAAAACAAAAAAAUGUAUUAGUUUUACUAUGAUGUGUUUUAAUUUUUAUUUUUCGUGUCUGUAAACAACUCUUCUACAUGUAAUGUAGCUUCAAUAAAAAUCUUUAUAAAAACUGUAUUGAAACAUUUUUGAUCUAGUUGUUGUUUCGCGGAAGUAAUUCUUGAUUCCACAUAGUUUUUCUUUACAAAUACGAAAAACCGGUAAUUUUGUUGGUUUAAUUUUAUUUUACUUUUUGGAUUAUUUGGCAACAAGGUGUAAAUACGACUAAUAAUCAAAAACGUUUGUUAUUAGAAACGGUAUACCAUUGAGUACACUGUACCGAACGUACACGCAGAUAAAAAUUAAAUUACUUAGUAAUAUUCUCCUUUCUAACAGUGACACACCCAUGGGUAUUAAACGUUGUUUUUUUUUUUUUUUUUUUUUUAAAUUUUAAUAACGCGUUUAAUAAAAAUGUGUAUUUUAAUAGAAACAAAAAAAAAAAAAAACCGCGAAUCAAACUAUUUUUAGUCUCGGUGCAACUCUCCGUGCACGAAUGAAUAAUAUUGCGUAGACACGUUAUCGUUAGCAGGUAUCCAAAUCACAAAUCACCUUUGCAACUGUUUCUUCACACUCUAUAUUUGUUUGUAACAUAUAUCAAUAUUAUAUAUUACUACGUCUCUCCGUAUAAUAUAUCAGACGAAACGGUGUGCAGGAGAACGGCGCGACGUGUAUACUAUGCGCAUACAUGCUGUGCACCGCGGAAAAUGUCUGGACGGCUGCCGGAUCGAUUAUAAUCCGGUAGCGUUGCCUGGCAACCGAACCGAGGCUCCUGUAAAGAAAGCGCACCGUUUUCCCGAAAACAUUCGGACUCCGAACGGUCGUAAAUUACACGUUUCUACGGUCUCCGUCCUGGGAUGCUAUAUUACGGAAUCGCUGGGUUUUUUUUUUUUUAUUAUUAUUUAUUCGUCUUGCGACGAUUUUUCCCAUUUCCAGUGUCGAUAUCAAGUUCGUCCACACCGACGGUAAACGCAUUCACUCGUGCGCGACUACUGAGUGCAUGGCGUUUUUUUUUUUUUUUUUAAAAAAAAAUACCCCAUAUCUUUUUAUAUUUAAAAGGGCGAAACUAAUGGCGUAAAAAAGAAAACGAAUCGAUAAAUAAAAAUCACUUGUCACGCCCCACAUACGAGGGGGGGGGGGGGAAUUUUUCGUUUUUUUUUUUAAAUUUUUUUUUUAUUUCUAUCGCAUAUUCUUUUAUUCAAAAUAUCAGCGUAAACGGCGAGUUUGGUGACAGUGCAGGCGGAAAAACAGUGAGGGACUCACGACGACGGCGCGCGACGGCUAAGGCCACAGCUUCCGCAGAGACCGACGAGCGCCAAAAUGCGAACGGAGUGCGAAACAUUCUCCACCGGGCGUUCAGUGAACUACUCGACGAGCACUUGUCCGGUCGUCGGGGAUAAUUCCGUCGCAUCCCAAUAACAAAUCAUAAUAAAAGGCUGCGCGUGCUGUCCAUUGUCUCGGUUUAUGGGUGAUUUCGAUGUUGUUUGUUUUCCCCUCGCCUUUUUCUAACCACUAGACGUUUUCCCGCGACGAAGAUGAAGUGCCCGACCGCAACACCAUUUUGGAUUUUAUAUUGUUUUGUUUGCUCGACGUACCGCGCGUCAGGGCUUCCGGACACGAUUAGAAUCGGUAUGUAUUGUGCAUCUGCGCAUUAUCAAUUAUUAUUAUUAUUAUUAUUACAAUAAUAUUGUUAUUCGUUACCAUUAUUAUGCGGCACGCGACGGGCGUUCGCAUUGUUAGUAUUUUAUAUUUAAGGCAUACAAAAUAUAUAGUUUGUUGCGCGUUUUAUCGACGAGUACCUAAUAAUAUUGUCACAUCGAUUCAUCGCGAUUGUAUUUCACACAAACGAAACCGUCUCUCAAAUUUAAAUGUAUUAAAAUCGCAUGGAAUUGAUUUUCCGAAAAAACGAAAAAGUUCGAUUUUUAUUUACGUCAAAUGUUUUUCUAGCUAUUCAAAUGAUAUUUUGUGCACCAUUUAAAGUUACCCAGAGGCCACCGUGAAGCGGCGAAUGUCUCGAUUCGCAAAAACUAUUUUUCUUUUCUUUUUCUUUUUUUUUUUUUUGUCUUUUUAUUGUUAGAGUCAUGUUAGAUUCAAGUUCAGAUAAUUAAAUUUGUAUUACAAAUUUGAUAAACAAUGUAUAAAAAUUCUAUAAAUCACACCAGCAUUUUAAUAUACAUAUAUUAUUUCAUAUUUAGAAUCAUAUUGGUUGAAUACUUUUUUUAAAAAAAAUUACAUUCCAGAAACAGUUUUCUUUGAGAUAUUCGCCAAGUACGUUUGAAGUAUUAACAAGUUUUUUGUUUAAAUAUUGCAUACGUACUAUCAUACGUUUAUUGUAGGUAGGUAGCUUAUGUAUUUCAAUACCAAAUGAUUUAUCCCGAAUUCCGGCAUCCACCGAUAGCAGAUCGAUUAUUAUUAUGACUGACGGUCAUCAAACAAUAAUGCAGGUUGAAAUGGAUUUGGUGAAAACGAUUGACGCUCGUUUAACCAUCAAUAAUACAAUUUAGAGUUAUCUCGUCACAAUAUUAUGAUUAUUUUCACGUUGAUAAUACUACGACAGUUACAAAAAUGGUUUUAGAGUAAAUAUAAACAAAAAUAUAAUAAACAAAUGCACUUGAAAAAACUAACAAAUAUGACAUUUAUUAUAUUACGAUUAUCGAUCUUCUUCAAUAAUAAAUAUUAUGCACAUGAACGAAAACGAAUGCAUGUGUGUUUGUGCUUUAUUCGGUUUUUAAGUAUUUUUAGUAUAAAAAUCGAAUUAUUUUUGUUGAUUUAUGGGUAACCUCGGUGAAACGGACGAAAAAAACAUUGUUAUUGAUUUUCGUAGUGUAAUCCCUUUGUUGUCCGGGCAUUCACGGUAAUAGCAUACAAUGAUAAUUUAUCUAUUAACAUUAUUCAGGAAUUUUUUUAUUACACGAGCAAAGCUGGACUGGACAGCUUUUUUGCUAUAAAACCUAACCGAAAAGGUUGUUAAUCGAUUUUAUAUCUAUUUAAAAUUAAUAAUUCUCUUCUUGUUAAACACUCUCGUUAAAAUACUUAUUAUUCAUAAAUAACUUAAAGACUCUUUAAAAAUAUACCGGAAAUAAGUACAGAAUGUUUUGAUUGUCGAAAAAUAAUUUUCCCCCUUGUUAUAUUAUUUAAAUGGCGCUUCAGAAAAAUCAAUUUAAAAACAAACAUGUUUAUUCGAAAUUGAAUUGGUUUAACAAUCAAUUAUCGAUUGACUUCAUUGUCGUGACGGAUUUAAUUCCAAUUAAUUAUUUACCUAUCCAGUGUGUUACAAUAUUAGCUGAUAAAAUAUUAUAUUUGGUAUUCAGUCGCAUUUCAAGAAUACCAUUGCAAAUUUAAUUUGAUUUCUAUCCGACCGUAAUUAUUUAAAAUCCGAAAAACCGAUACUGCAUAUGGGUAUCAUCCACUGUUGUGGUAGUUGAAAAUAUAGAAUAUAUAUUAUAUACUCACUAUUUAGGGUAGGUAGUUAUUGUCAAAUAAAUAUAUUUUAUUUGUAAAUUGUACCUAUCUACUUUCAUAUUCUCGCAUACAAAGACAAUUUUACUUUUGUUUUUAAUCUCUUGUAUAUUUUAUUCUUACUCGGCAGGAGGUUUAUUUCAUCCAAAUGACGUCAACCAAGAAAAUGUAUUUAAACACGCCAUCCAUGACGUGAACGAUAACCGUCAUAUACUUAGCAGGUCCAAUUUGUCCGGACAGAUUGAAAAAGUAUCGUCACAAGACAGUUUUCACGCGUCCAAGAGGGGUACGAUAACAAUUUUGAUUAUACCACACACACACACACACACAUAUUUUGAAAAACGUAUUAUGUUUUUUCCGAAAAAAAAAAAAAACAAAUAUCAUGGAGUCGUGACUCUUCCUUGUUCUUCUGUUCGCAGUAUGCAGUCUGCUCAGACUCGGCGUCGCUGCAGUAUUCGGCCCUCAGUCGGCCCAAAUAUCCAGUCACGUCCAGUCGAUUUGCGAUACAAUGGAAAUACCCCAUUUGGAGACACGGUGGGACUACAAACUGCGCCGCGAGAGCUGUUUGGUUAACCUCUACCCACAUCCCACUAUACUGUCUAAAGUAACGUAUAUGCUAAUAUUGCUUUAUUGUAUGCGCUGUGCGUACAAAAAUAUAUUACCUACGGCGUUGCCGGAUUAUCAGAAGAUUAGUGAUGUUUUCAAUUUGCCCGUCACCACCGUAGGCUUAUUUAGAUUUGGUGAAAACAUGGGGAUGGAAGUCUUUCACGAUAAUAUACGAGAGCAACGAAGGCCUCGUAAGAUUGCAGGAAUUGUUAAAAGCCAGGAACGCCGCACUGUCAGCGUACUCGAUAACAAUACGACAAUUGGGGACCGGAAAAGACCACAGGUAAAAAUCGCACGAUAUGGCAUAAUAUACGUGCUUUGUUUAUCACAUAGUAUUAAUCGAAAACUAAUCGUCUUUUUUCAGACCUCUUUUGAAGCAGAUAAAAAAUUCUGCGGAAUCGCACAUCGUGUUAGACUGUUCGACUGAAAAAAUUUACGACGUAUUAAAACAAGCACAACAAAUCGGAAUGAUGAGUGACUAUCACAGCUAUUUGAUCACGUCUUUGGUAAGAUUUUUAGUGAUUGUUAUAGCUUUCAGGUAAUCAUCGACCGUGUUUAAAUUCUUUUUAAUUUACAGGACCUUCACAUCAUCGAUCUGGACGAGUUCAAAUAUGGUGGCACAAAUAUCACUGGUUUUCGAUUAGUCAAUCCCGAUACACCUAUGGUGCAAAAAGUACUCAAACAAUGGGUGAGUGGAUAUUAUGUAUUACUUUUUAAUCCAGAAGCAAAUUUUGAAUAAACUUUAAAAUAGUUAGGUACUAAUUUUGUACCAUAUGUGAUACAACUAUUCGAGGUACAUGAUAACACAGCUAUUUAAACGCUUUAAAUAUGAUAUCUAAUGUUUAUUGUACAUAAAGAGCAUUGAGCAGAAAUUUAAACUGGCAACUUCAUAUGAAUAUUUAAAAAAUAUUUUACUAUAAAACUUUCGAUAUUUUUAUAUUUACUAAAAGACUGUUUUAUGGAAACCCCUUUAUCAAAUUAUUGAUUUUAAUUAUCGAUUAAUUAUCAAGUAGGUAUUUAAAAUUUGAAAUCUAUAUAAAACAAAAAAAAAAAAAUAUGAACAUUUUAAAUACUUAGUUAUAAAAAAUUCAAAAACCGCUAUGAUGUAUUAACCAUAUUUUACUACGUUUAGAAAAGUAUACUAGUAAACGCCCUUGAAUUUGAUAAUUAGAGCAAGAUUACAAUAAAAAUAUUUUUUUAACGAGAAAACUUGUCUUUCUUCCGUUAAAUUUGUCUUGCAAUACUUUCAAGAAAAAUAAGUAAAAUAUAAAAAUCAUUGGGUUUGAUGAAAUUUAAUGUAUAUGGUGUAGUAAAAUAAUAUUACAUUUUUUCUGUUUAAAAGAUUACAUUUUGUGGAAAUUCAUUGAAUGAAAAAAAAAUCAAAAUGUAUUUAAAUACACUUUUUUGCCUUUAAUUGUUUACAUUAAUAAUACAUAACAAUGUAUGGAUAGUUAAAUAAGAAUUCGUACGGGUAUUCAUUUAUAUUGAUUUGAUCUAUUAUGUAUACUGUUUUGCAGAGUUCUGUUAUUCAUUUACGAUUUAAAUAAGUAAAAAUUACUAUUAAUUAGAAAUUAAUUUCAAAAUAAAAUAUAUUAAUUAUUUUAGAAGAAAGCCCAAAUUAUUAUUAUAUUACAUUUUAUUUUGUUAUUUCAGGGAGAAAAUUUCACUAUCAUGUCGGUAAGAAAAAUGAAGAGGCGCAUUAUUUUCGUAAAUUAACAUCUUUCUUCUAAUAGUAUAAUAUUUGUCUGUUUAGACCGAAACGGCUUUAAUUUAUGACGCUGUUCAUCUAUUUGCGAGAGCUCUACAUGAUUUGGACAGCAGUCAAAAAAUUGAUAUAAAACCAUUGAGCUGUGACGCCUCUGAUACAUGGCCACACGGAUACAGUUUGAUAAAUUAUAUGAAAAUAGUAAUUGGAACAUUAUGGCAUUUUAAUAUAUGACGGCUUUUAAUAUUUUUUAUUAUUUAUAGGUAGAAAUUAGUGGGUUAACGGGAGUCAUUAAAUUUGAUAACCAGGGAUUUAGAACAGAUUUCGAGUUAGACGUGGUCGAAGUGAACAAAGAAGGACUAUCUAAGAUUGGUACUUGGAAUUCCAGCCAAGGGAUAAACUUCACUAGAUCUUUUGUUGAAGCAUAUUCAAAUAUCGUUGAUAAUCUUCAUAAUAAAACAUUAGUUGUCACUUUGAUACUUGUAAGUUAUUAAACUUAAUGCAUACAUAUAUUGACUAUCAACAAUACUAUUCACUUUACUUUUUUUUUUUAUAGAGCUCGCCAUAUACAAUGCGACGUGAAUCCAGUCAAAAACUAGUAGGGAACGAUCAAUUCGAAGGCUACGCGAUAGAUUUGAUAUACGAAAUAGCCAAACUGUUACGUUUUAAUUAUACGCUAAAACUUGUCCCAGAUGGACGUUAUGGUUCCUAUAGUAAGGAAACGAAAGAAUGGGACGGAAUGAUGGGAGAACUUUUACAACAAGUACAUUUUAAAUUUAAAAAAUUGAUUCAGAGAGACAUAAUAUCCACUAUUCUUCUUUUUUGCUGAUGAUAUUAUUAAGUUUUCCUUGAAAUCGGUUCAUAUAAAAGUUGUUCUUCAGUCCAAACUAAAUUUCUUUUCUUUUUGUGUCCAAUACUUAAGAUUUUAUUUCAAUAUCAAUAAGUAUCGUGUGUUGAACUUUUCUAUAAAUUCUAUAAUGCUUCUAUUAAUUUUUCUUAGCAGUUUUCUGAAGUUCCCACUAUAGAUGUGUUUUUUUUUUCAAAGACCUCGAUAUUUCUACUCUUCUUUGUUAUGUUUUGACCAUCACUUAAGGUACUGAAUAUUUGUAAAGUCUUUGUGAUUCUAGAGUUUAUUACACGGUUCACUAAAGUGUGAUCUUCGGCUAGGUUUCUCCAUUCUUUAUAUUUCUCACGGGUUCAAACUGUUCAAUGUUGGAAUAAAGGGUAGGAAUCUGGCAUCCUUAUUUUGUGAAGAACCAAUUGCGCAUUGAAAGAAUCCGUUAUGAAUUCCUUUCUUAUACAACCUUGUUAUUAAAAAUGAGCUAUACCUUCUAUGACUACUCAUUCGUCCGUCAAUCUCUUGGUAAUAAAAUACUUUCUGAAUACGAUAUUACUGCUGAAAUUAGCUUCAUUUCAUCCUUUUUGAAUGGUUUAUUUGAUACUUCCGUCCUCCUCGCUAGUAUUUAGUCCCCUUGCUUACCUAAUUUACCAGGGACAUUCUCGCGUUCUCUUUCACUCAACUGCUUAAGGCAGCAAUCGCUUCAAAUGCUCACUAAUAUUAAUAAUACAUCAUAGCUACUCAGUUCUUGGUCCUAUAGAUCUUAUAUUAUCAGAUUGUCCAUUUAUAUUGUUUGUUAUAAUAUAUUUUAAUAUAUACCUUGUUACUUCUAUUUCUAUAAACAAAACGUCUGAACUGGUGUUAAUUAAAAAAAAAAAAUUGAUCAUAUAUAACUAUUUUUAUAUUAUUUUAGAGGGCAGAUUUAGUGGUAGCCGAUUUAACUAUUACUUAUGACCGUGAACAAGCUGUAGAUUUUACUAUGCCAUUCAUGAAUUUAGGUAAGAAUUUUCAGAAACCAUAAAACAACUUAUAUAUAUAUAUAUUUAAGUUGUAUGUAUCAUAUGUAAUAAACAUUGUGUAAAUUAAAAUAUGAUUUUAGGUAUAAGUAUUCUUUACCGAAAACCAAUCAAACAACCACCGAACCUAUUUUCGUUUUUGUCACCUUUGUCGUUGGACGUAUGGAUUUAUAUGGCAACUGCAUAUCUCGGCGUAUCUGUUCUUCUAUAUAUACUAGCCAGGUAACGCACGUAAAAUACAAAUUUAAAAAUAAUCUAAUAAAUACAAUUUCUUGGAUAAAAAAACAAUAACAUACAUGUGGUUUUAACGGGUAAGGUUUACACCAUAUGAAUGGUACAAUCCCCAUCCGUGUAAUCCAGAUCCAGAUAAUCUUGAAAAUCAAUUUUCUCUGAUGAACUGUAUGUGGUUUGCAUUUGGCUCUUUGAUGCAACAAGGCUGUGAUAUACUUCCCAAGUAAGAAAAACCGUUGAAUGGAAUAAAAUCAAUAGAAUCAAUGUAUCAAUGUAUGUAAUAUGAUGCAAUGCUAUUUGAGCCUAAAGACUAAAUAUUAUACACGCCUACCACACAAGAGUCCUCUCAGCCAUAUUUAACCUAUUAAAUACUGGGAUAAACUUAUAUCCAAUGCAAGCUUCUGUAGAAUAUGCAUGUUUUAUGUUUAGGUUUAGUCCAUAUGAAUGGGAAAAUCCACACCCUUGCAACUCCGAAGCACCGGAUGUUUUUGAAAACAAGUUUUCCUUGAACAACUCAUUAUGGUUUACGAUCGGCUCUCUGAUGCAACAAGGAUCUGAUAUGGCUCCAAAGUAAGUAUUUGCAUGCAACCGUAUCCUUUGGCUAAGAGAGCCGAUCUCAAUGUACCUAUUCGAUUUUGAAUGUGUAUGCUUAUUAUCUAUAGUUUAUAUAAUAAUAAUAUAUUUAUUAGUUUACUUCACGUAGUUUAUUUUAUUUUUCUUCAAAUAAGAAAAUAAGUAAUACAACUGUAUUAAAUAAAAUACUCGUUUAAUUUUACUCUAGAGCUGUGUCUACCAGAAUAGUUGCUGGUAUGUGGUGGUUUUUCACGCUUAUCAUGAUCUCUUCAUAUACAGCAAAUUUAGCAGCGUUUUUAACUGUGGAAAGAAUGGAUUCACCAAUCGAGAGUGCUGAAGAUCUCGCCAAACAAACAAAAAUAAAAUAUGGUGCACUUCAAGGGGGUUCAACUGCUUCAUUUUUCAAAGUAAAAUUCAUUAAAAAGAUGUUUUACAACAUUUGUUUACUUAAUGAGUUAUUUAUUAUUACAUUAAGGAAUCAAACUUUAUAACCUAUCAAAGGAUGUGGUCAUUUAUGGAAUCAGCCAAACCAAGCGUAUUUAUGAAUUCUAAUAACGAAGGCGUUGAACGCGUUGUAAAGGGCAAAGGGAACUACGCGUUUUUAAUGGAAUCCACUAGCAUCGAAUAUGUAAUUGAAAGAAAUUGUGAGCUAACACAAGUCGGUGGCCUACUGGAUUCGAAAGGAUACGGCAUAGCUAUGCCUCCGAGUUAGUAUUCUUGAACUAUAUCCUAAUUUUUCUUAGUUUUAAUAUUUUCUUGGUUUAAUUUUUUUAGAUUCUCCUUAUAGAACAGCAAUCAGUGGAGCUGUAUUAAAGCUUCAGGAAAUCGGUAAAUUGCAUAAACUGAAAACAAAGUGGUGGAAAGAGAAAAGAGGAGGCGGUGCUUGUCGGGUAUGUUUAAGAAAACAAUUUUGAGUCUAUUAAACCAACGAUCUUUAAGUUUAAUCCUUCCUUAGGACGAUACAUCAAAGUCCAAUAGCGCCGCCAACGAAUUGGGUCUUGCUAACGUCGGUGGAGUAUUUGUUGUACUGAUGGGUGGAAUGGGCGUAGCUUGUGUGGUCGCCGUUUUUGAGUUUGUAUGGAAAUCAAGAAAAAUAGCGGUCGAAGAAAGGGUACGGAAAAAUGCAUUACAUGUAGCAUAACUAUGUAAUUGAAAAACAAUUAAAUAUUAAAUUGCAUUAUUUAUUUCUUUCAGAUUAUAAAAUACCAUACAAAGUACAGAAAGUAAUAUAAGAUAUCAUAUGCAAUCCUGGAAUCCUACUACUAAGAAGGCUACACUAUAAUGUUUAUGUAGUCUUGAAUUUUAAUAUUAUUAUUUUUUUUUUUUAUACUAAUUACAUUAUGUACAUUUUGUAUAACUAUUUGGAUAAUUUAUUGUAGAUUAAACAAUUUUAUUCCGAGUUAUACUCAUAAAUUUAAAUAAAUAAUAUU